AUGGCGAAAACACAUCGAUUGAUGCUAUCAAUCGAGGUAUUUCAGGUAUUGUUGGAACAUUUGAACAUAAACGGAGACCAGAGCAGGCAGACAUGCGAGAGAGAAAAUGUGACGAGACUAUACAGAGUGAGCCAUUUCGAACUCGAUGUUGAUGCUGAUGAUGAUGACGAGGAUGAUGUUGAUGUUGAUGAUGAUGAUGAUGAUGGUGAUGGUGCUGUCCGUAGAACAAAGACGGGUCCUAGAGGCGGUUAUCUUAUUCCCAUAGCCUCCGGGAAGCGCCAAAUGCAGCCGUUUUCCGUUGCCGCUUCCGUAUCGCCCGUUUCCGCUCCCUUCCGUGCCCGCGCAAUGAAGAUGCAACAAAUUUGA
Exserohilum turcica Et28A is the source of this 366-nucleotide messenger RNA. RefSeq lists its product as uncharacterized. NCBI's taxonomy places the organism in Eukaryota, Fungi, Ascomycota, Dothideomycetes, Pleosporales, Pleosporaceae. The transcript has 2 exons. The record is from RefSeq and is a predicted model, not a curated record. The coding region runs from base 1 to 366 and encodes 121 amino acids.